AUGUCUGACAGUCCCGAAAAUUACGUUCCACUUUCUUUGAAACACUUGCAAGAUCACAAUCAUGCCAGUAGCCAAAUUGAAAUAGCAGAUUUCCACACAAAGUCCGAUCAUCAUGCUUUCAAGUUGAGAUAUAGAUCCAACUCAAUCGUUUCAGCCGCUGGAACAGUAUCUACUGCGCCCGAAGAGGAACGCCCGCUUCCAACAAUCAAGAUCUUGGGAACAGGAGGUACUAUUGCUUCUAAAGCCAACUCUUCCCAUGCUACUGCUGGCUAUGAAGUCGAUUUAACAAUUGAGGAAUUGGUGAGCCAAAUUCCCGAUCUCUCGGGCACCUGCCAACUUGAGUACGAGCAAGUGUUAAACAUUGACUCCUCGGAAUUAGGUCCCAAAGAAAUCACGUUAUUGCGUAAUCAAAUUGUUGAAGAUCUCGAUCAUUACGAUGGAAUUGUCAUCACACACGGAACAGAUACAUUGGAGGAGACGGCUUUCUACAUCCAAUCAACAAUUGAAACUGAAAAACCAAUUGUCUUUUGCGGAAGUAUGAGACCAAGUACUGCAAUCUCAUCAGAUGGUCCAAUGAACUUGUACCAAGCCAUUGUUAUUGCGUCAAGCUCUACUAGCCGAGGAAGAGGUGUGCUCACAUCUUUAAAUGACAGAAUAGGUUCCGGCUACUACAUCACCAAGUCCAAUGCAAACAGUUUGGACACUUUCAAGUCAGUGGGUCAAGGCUAUGUUGGAAACUUUGUCAAUAACCAAGUGCGUUAUUACUACCCCCCAGCAAAACCCUCCGGACUUACAGUGUUUGACAUACCUGCAGAAAUAGAGUUUGCUGAAGUCCCCAUUGUAUACGCCUACCAAGGAUUUGACACCAAGGUGUUGGAAUUGGUGUUGAAGAACAUUGAUGCAAAGGGUUUGGUUAUAGCAACAAUGGGUGCAGGUUCAUUCCCAUCGAAAUGCAAUAAAUUUUUGGCCGACACCGUUUCUGCAGAUUUCCCCAUAGUUUAUAGUAAAAGAUCAAUGGAUGGAAUGGUACCCGAGGGAGCAUUACCUAAAAUCAGAGGCGUUCCUUUUCAAAAUGCAAUUGCUGGUGGCUACUUGAACCCUCAAAAGGCUAGAAUACUUUUGCAAUUAUGUCUCAAUGCAGGAUACGACUUGAAAAAAAUUAAGCAAGUAUUUAAAGUGGUGUAA
Molecule: messenger RNA, 1185 nt
Organism: Lodderomyces elongisporus
Lineage: Eukaryota; Fungi; Ascomycota; Pichiomycetes; Serinales; Debaryomycetaceae
Product: asparaginase
Exons: 1
Coding region: 1-1185 (394 amino acids)
Molecular function (GO): asparaginase activity
Source: RefSeq, a predicted model, not a curated record